Molecule: messenger RNA, 1224 nt
Organism: Zychaea mexicana
Lineage: Eukaryota; Fungi; Mucoromycota; Mucoromycetes; Mucorales; Lichtheimiaceae
Product: amidase signature domain-containing protein
Exons: 5
Molecular function (GO): catalytic activity
Source: RefSeq, a predicted model, not a curated record
UUUGAAGCCCCUGCAUUGUACGGUCUACCACUGGUCGCAGCCGCCAACUUGCUUGACUGGUUACCGUUUGUAGGACAUAAGCUUGCCAAAGAUGCACGCAUGUUCAAUCUACGGAAUCGCACACUCGUUGAAAUGCCUACACUGCUGCCCAUUCCGCACAAGCAUAAGCAUUCCAGCAGUUCGGAAUCAUCGUCCGAAACGUCACUGACAACACUCAGCAGCGAAACGAGAAGCAAAUCGCCUUUUUACUCGUUCUGGGAUUAUCAUCUGGCAUAUAAGGAUCUAAAGACUACCCCCACCAAGGUCGCACAAUUGUUACUCAAGAUUGUCGAGGAACGAAACCCCAAAGGACAUUGGUUGCGUACAUUCGAUGCAAAGCGUGUUUUGGAUCAGGCUGCAGCAUCCACUGAAAGAUACGGCCAAGGAAACCCACUCAGCCAAUUGGAUGGUGUAUUUGUCACAAUCAAGGAAGAAAUGGAUGUCCAAGGCUUUGAGACCAAGGGUGGUUCUGCUUUCAUCAAUGAUGGGAAGCCCGCUGGGUGCGAUGCUGAAGUAGUCAAGCGUCUUCGAAAGAGUGGUGCUAUUAUCCUCGGUCAUACUGUUAUGCAAGAAUUAGGCUGGGAUGUGUUUACUGUAAACCCAAAUACCGGCACCCCGUUGAACCCUUACGAUUCGGUCAGCUCAUGCGGUGGAUCCAGUGGUGGAAGCUCAGGCUCCGUAGCAUCUGGCUUAGUCCCCAUCAGUAUUGGAGCAGAUGCUGGAGGAUCAGUCCGGAUUCCAUCAUCCUUCUGUGGUCUGUACGGCCUCAAGACUACCUUCGGUCGUCUCCCUUCUACCGGUGGAUUGACUCUUACUCAGACGCUCGAUGUCUAUGGUCCUAUUGUUGCCACAGCAGAUGAUUUGGCCUUGACAUAUGCAAUUGUUGCCGGCCCAGAUGACAAGGAUCCAAAUUCGUUGUACCAACCGGCUGUGUCACUCAGCGGAUACGAGCUCACAGAAAGUCUCGAAGGGCUUACAAUUGCGACUGUGCCGCAGUGGGAAGCAAGAAUCGGCGAGCCUGACAUUUUAACUCAUAUUCGACGAUUCCAAAAGUACUUUGAACAGCUUGGUGCAAAGAUUGUGGAGGUGGAUCUUCCAGAUAUCGAUCUUAUUGGAGCAGGUAUGUUGCAAUACUAUUUCUACAUGUUAAAAAGAAAUAGAGGAAACGGGUCACGUACACUUUGA